This is a messenger RNA of Stegodyphus dumicola, 2655 nucleotides long. It is a transcript of the gene Dys, whose product is annotated as Dystrophin. NCBI's taxonomy places the organism in Eukaryota, Metazoa, Arthropoda, Arachnida, Araneae, Eresidae. Gene Ontology annotation, biological process: synaptic signaling. Gene Ontology annotation, cellular component: plasma membrane. Gene Ontology annotation, molecular function: zinc ion binding; protein binding. The record is from RefSeq and is a predicted model, not a curated record.
AUGGAGAUUGAAAAUCUGGUGGAUUUGCAGACAGAUUUAUCUUCCAAAAGUAUGGAGCUUUGUUUGUCUCUUCAAGAAGGUGUAACUAGAACAGAAGAAGCAGAACUCAUGAAACGAGAACAGAAAGAAGCAGAACUCAUGAAAACUAAUAAACAAAUGGAUAAAAUGAAAGAGAAAUAUGCGAUUGAACCAGAGCUUGUUGAAGUUCAAGAAAAGUGGGAAGUACUGUCCAGUAAAAUUCAGAGUCUUGUUGAAAACCAUGAAGUUGAUGUAAAACGCACUACCAUAGAGCAGUUGAGAGCAUCACCUGUAUUGCUUCCAAAUUCUGAACCAGGGUCUCCAAGAACCGGAGAUAUUGGCACAAAAAUAAGGCAGACUCGCUUACGUAUAGAGGAUCUAGAAAAAUCAGCUUUGAAUGAAACUGCUAUGCAAAAUUUUGACUCAGUUGCUCAUUUAGAAGAUCUUUUGAAAGCAUUUAAGGAAAAAGCUCUGGAUACUGAAGACCAUGUGAAACAGCUCAUUAGUGAUUGGGAUGUCCUAGAGAGAAAAACUGAUCAUCCAGACCAGAAUUUUACAAAACUGCAGCACCAAAUGCAGUCUUUGAGAGAAAAAUGGAGUCAUACACAGAAACUUUCUGAAGAUUAUCACAGAAAAUUAAAUAAAAAAAUUUUAAACUUUUCUCAAAUCGAAGAGAGGAGGAACAACCUUUAUGAAUGUUCAUUGUGCCUUAUGUCCAAGUUAAAUGAUGCAGAAAAAAUUUCACCCAGCGAACAAAAAGUUCUAGAAAGUGAAGCUAAGAAACUUCAAAAAGAAGUUGAAGACUUGCAACAAGAUGCAGCUGAAUAUGGUGUUUCAAAAAUGCAUCUCCAAAAACUGUUAAAAGAUACAACUACACUUCUGGCAGGAAUCAGCAUGCGUAUUGAUGAAAUUGAAGCAUCCAGGGAAAAAUCUGUGAAAACUGUUCGAACACAAACUGAUAAACAAAAUGUAAUUCUCCUACAAACUUCAAAUACAGCAAUUAUUCCUGACUUUAUCGCAAAAGUGAACAAAGUUCGGGAAGCUAUUGCUGCAGUAAAUCGGCAACUAACACAGCCAGAACUUUCUGGUAAAGAUUUUGAAGAUUUUGGAAGGCAAGAAGGUUCAUUAAAGGCUAUUAAGGAUGGGAUAAAUGCCUUAAAGCCAAAUGUAGAGCUUGUUUUAGCAGAGAAGGAAAAUGUCGUGAAAAAAGCUUCCAAAUCUGAUGCUGUACAGAUUGAGCGAGUUGCAGAAAAACUUGGUGAAGAAUGGAAUAAACUGAAUGCAGCUCAUGAUGAAAGACAUGAGCGAUGGUUAAAAGCACAUGAUGUGUGGCAAGGCUUUGAAAGUGACCUUCGUAGUAUGACAUCAUGGCUUGUGAGUUCAGAUACAAUUUUAGCUCAUAGUCGUCUACCAAAUGGGGAUUUAGAUUAUGAGAGAGCAAAAAUGCAUCAAGAGAUGCUGCAAAAACAAGUGAGUGAAAAAAUGGCUAUGAUGGAACGUUUAAAUGUGAUAGGACAUAAAGUACUAGAACAGUGUUCUGCACCUGAUGCAAUUCUGUUACAAGAACAACUUGAUUCUUUAAAUAAGCGCUGGAAAUCUCUAGUUGCCGAACUGGCAGCACGAAAAGCAAAACUGGAAGAAGAUAAAACUACUUUAGCUGUUGUGAAAGAUGAAAUAGAAGAUCUUUCAUUGUGGUUGAAAGAAACAGAAAUGUUACUAUGUGGAACACCACGUACAACAGACUUGUCUGCUGCUAAAAUAUUGCUUGGAAAAUUAAAAGAUAUUGAACAAGAUAUACCAUAUCGAAGAAGUAGCUUACUGACAAUAAUGCUGGCUGGAACUUUAGUUAACACAGAGGAAGUUGAAACAUUAGAGCAGCGAUAUUCUAAGGUAACUAGUCUUAUACCUGAACGAAGGAAGCAUUUGGAAUGUUAUGUACGAAACUUUUCAGAAUUUGAGGAGCAGUCAUUAAUUGAAAAGGAUUGGUUACUAGAGACUAGAAAGAAAUUGGAAGAUCGACUUGCACUAUACAGUGCAGGAAGAACUGUUGAUGAGAAAAAUAUUGUGGCUCAAGAUAAACUAAGAGAACACCAUGCUGCUGUUUCAAAAUUGGUGCGUCAGCAAUAUGAAUUGGAAUCUGCAGCUCAGAAAGCUUCUUUGAUUCUGCCUCCAUCUGUAAAGAAAAAUGCAAAUGGUUUGCUUUCAGAAUGGUCUGCUUUGACACAAAUUCUUAAGAAAUUAAGUCCCUAUGAAAGGUGCCCAUCGCCACUGCCUUUAGAGACCUUGGCAUCAGUUCCUACAAAUGCAGCUAUAGUUGAAGAGAUCUACCAGGCUGAGUUUGGUGGAAUUGUGCAAGGGCCAAUGGGUUGGCAUAAAAUUGUGAUCAAGGGGAAACUAAAAGUGGGCGGGGUUAAAUAUGAAGGUGGUGGAUUGGGGGGCAAACUGAAUAUAGAGCAAUCUCCUUAUACAGGCAGGGGGGGUUUUAGUGACAGGAAUAAUUUUGGCCCUACUACCAAAAGGGCAGACACAAUUGGUGAAUGCAAAUGGUUUAUCAUUAAGAAUCAUUUCAGGUUCAGGUGGCGAGGAUGGGCUGAGCAAAAGUGUAAUUUUUGGAUGUUUAAAGGUAGAAGUAGGUGA